AUGACGGUUGCUGAACAACCGCCUAAUCUUAAACAUGCUUCAGUUGAUCAAUUGAUGAACUUUGAAGGUGAUGGUUGGGAUGUUGUCUUAGUGAGGGACGAUUUUGAGGAAGAAGAUGUUAGUCGUACCUUAAGCACUCAUGUUAGUAGUAGAAACGUGAGCGAUCGAUGGUGGUGGAGGUUUGAAAAGAAAGGCAAUUUCACGGUGAAGAGCUUUUAUAGACAGAUGAGUACUUUGGAGGUAGGGAAUUUUAAUGAGUUAUGGAGUAAGCUAUGGAAUUUAAACGCUUUGUUUUAUAUUAGGAUCUUUGCUUGGAGAAUGUUCUCCGGUUAUCUUUUUACGAUAGAGGCUUUGGCAAGUCGCUGUGUUUUUGUGCAUGCAACAUGCAUGGCGUGUUCUUCAAGUCAGGAGACUUCCUUUAUCUCUUUUGUGAAUGUUCUGUGGCAAAAGAUUGUUGGAGUCUGGCUAUUUGGGAAAGGAAGAUUAGUUAGUGGCAUCUUUUCUUUGCUGGAAAUCUGGCUUAAUGAUGUGGAAGAAUGUUGGUGGAACGGCAAGAGGGAUCGUGGAGGCAACAGGUUUCCAACUUUCGUCGUGGUUGGCGGCGAGUCUGCUAAGCAGCAAAUGGGCGUGGGUAAUGUAAUUCUAGAUAACGAGGGUAGUGUGGUUCAGGCUUGGUUUUGCAGCUGGUUUGGGUCUUAUUCUCCUUGUAUGGCUGAGAUUAUGUGCAUUCGAGUGGCUCUAAGUUGGCUUAAAGGGCGAAAUAAUAUUAUUUUUGAGUUGGAUGCAAUGGGCGUAGUGCUUGAAAUUCGAAAUCAAAACUUAGUUGAUUCUGAGUUACUUAUUGAGGAUUGUGUGCAACUAGAAUAG
Messenger RNA from Mercurialis annua (annual mercury), 867 nucleotides. RefSeq lists its product as uncharacterized. NCBI's taxonomy places the organism in Eukaryota, Viridiplantae, Streptophyta, Magnoliopsida, Malpighiales, Euphorbiaceae. The transcript has 3 exons. The coding region runs from base 1 to 867 and encodes 288 amino acids. The record is from RefSeq and is a predicted model, not a curated record.